AUGGCGGGCAAAGGGAAAAGGCGACGAGGAAAUACAGUCACCAUUCCGGUCGAUUCAAACCCCACCCAGCAAAAUAUUCAAUCUUUGGAUUUUAAUGCCGAGUGUGAGGCUGAUCAGAGGAAAGCAAUCAACUUUACUGAAACAGUUGAUGAUGGUGUGAAAAGAAAACGUGGCAGAAGAAGUGAAAAGAAGCGCAAGACAACGAUGUCCAAGGGCAAAAGAGAAAAAAGGAAAAGGAGGAGAUGGAAAGGAAGUUGUUGGGGGAAANCUUUUUUCCAAUUAUCCUGGUAUAUUUUAUUUAUUAACUUAACACUCUCUUGCAGUGACAAUUGCAAAACAUCAAUAUUUGAUUACCACAGAAGCUGUACAGAAUGCUCUUUUGAUCUUUGUCUCAUGUGUUGCCGUGAACUUCGUAGUGGUCAGCUUGUGGGGGGUGCAGAUCCAAUUACGUUGGAGUUUCCGUUCAGAGGUCGUGAUUACUUGCAUGGAAAAAUUGUAGAUAAAACGGUAAACCUAACUGAACCAAAUGAUGCUGCUAAGCCUCUAAUUCGCGACUGGUCUAGAGCUGUAUGGCAUGCAGAAAGUAAUGGUAGCAUUCCUUGUCCAAAAGAAUGUAACCAUGGUUUUCUUGAACUUAAAAGUGUGUUAGGUCAAAAUUUUAUUACUAAUUUAUUGUGUAAAGCAAAUGGACUGGCACAAACAUUGAAGCAUGAGACCCCUGACAAAUUGUGUUUGUGUUCAAGGCCUGAUACUAGCGCAAAUUAUGGUAUGAGGAAGGCUGCAUCCCGUGCAGAUUCUGGUGACAAUUAUUUGUACUGUCCUAACUCUGUACAACUACAGGAUGAGGAUUUAGGGCAUUUUCAGUGGCAUUGGGAAAAGGGCGAGCCUGUCAUUGUUAGCCAUGUGAUUGAUUGUACAUCUGGUUUAAGCUGGGAACCACUUGUCAUGUGGCGUGCAUUCCGUCAGAUGAAUAAUACCAAACAUGAGCAACAUUUAGAUGUAAAGGCAAUUGAUUGCUUAGAUUUCUGCGAGGUAGAAAUUAACAUCCACCAAUUCUUUACUGGGUAUACGAAAGCUUUUGGGGAUUGGCUUCAUUGGCCUCGGAUAUUGAAGUUAAAAGACUGGCCGCCUUCUAAUUUAUUUGAGGAACGCUUGCCUAGACAUUGUGCUGAGUUCAUAUCUUCCUUACCAUUCAAGGAAUAUACUGAUCCUCUUGGUGGUUGUCUUAACAUAGCUGUUAAAUUGCCUAAAGAGUGUCUAAAGCCAGACAUGGGGCCAAAGACAUACAUUGCUUAUGGAUUUCCCCAGGAGCUUGGACGCGGGGACUCAGUGACUAAGCUCCACUGUGACAUGUCCGAUGCAGUAAAUGUGUUGACUCAUAUUGCUGAACUCAAAUUGGAUCCCGAGCAUCUUAGUGCCAUUGACAAGUUGAAACUACAGCACUUUGAGCAAGACAAGAGGGAGCUGCUUAGUGACCGCGAUGGAGAAACUAAUGUUGACGAAGUAAAAUCGGUGCCUGAAAGUGAUUCAUCCUUUGCAGGGGAUGGUUCGGAAGGUGCUCUGUGGGAUAUCUUUCGGAGGCAGGAUGUACCUAAAUUGCAGGAGUACCUGAGGAAGCAUUUUAGAGAGUUUAGGCAUAUCCAUUGCAGUCCUUUAGAGCAGGUUAUUCACCCGAUCCAUGAUCAGACAUUCUAUUUGACCGUGGAGCAUAAGAGGAAGCUUAAGGAGGAGUAUGGAAUUGAGCCCUGGACAUUCGUUCAGAAGCUUGGAGAUGCUGUUUUCAUUCCAGCUGGCUGUCCUCACCAAGUCAGAAAUCUGAAGUCAUGUAUUAAGGUUGCAUUGGAUUUUGUUUCUCCUGAAAAUGUUGGGGAGUGCUUUCGAUUAACAGAGGAAUUUCGUACACUUCCCAUAAGCCAUGUGUCUGCUGAGGAUAAAUUGGAGGUGAAAAAGAUGAUAAUAUAUGCUAUGCAAGAUGUGGUAACAAAAUUGGAGACUGCAAGGAUGAAAGUAAAUAUUCCCUUAACAGACAACUAGGAGGAGGAGGUGGAAUAAUAAAUUUUGGGUCAUUGGCUCAUUCGUGACUGUAAGAAUGGUUCCAUAUUUUGUUGUUUCAACCACGCCGGGGAAGGUUGUUUUUGGUUACCAUAAUACGACUUGUAAACCUAGCUUUCACAUCUAGCUUGUAUCUUCUAUAGAUGUUCUGUUUCCUAUUACCAACUCUUAAAUGCCAUUUAAUUGUAUUCUGAAGAAUGCAACCAGAGGUAAUAUAAAUAUUAUGUUAGAUUACUAAAUCUACUGUGUCAUUC
Messenger RNA from Vigna umbellata (rice bean), 2306 nucleotides. The record is from RefSeq and is a predicted model, not a curated record. NCBI's taxonomy places the organism in Eukaryota, Viridiplantae, Streptophyta, Magnoliopsida, Fabales, Fabaceae.